UAUAAUAAUUGCGGCGGGGAGCGAGGCGGCACUUUAUUUACCACACCUGUGAUGCGUUGUUCUGAGCAACGAAGACGCACGACCGGGAUGCUGAUGGCCACGGUACGGCAGGAGGAUAUGUGUUGAGGAAAGGACUUGGGCGUUGUGAACAAGGCGUUAAGUGCUACAGAGGACACUCUCCGGACCUUUUUUUAAAAAGCCCAGCGUGCCAGUGUUUUUGCUCCCUGUCUUUUUGAAACUUGGGUUGAUUAAAAGAAGAAGAAAAAAGCACGAAGAUGCCCUCACUUCUGGGCCCCUUUGUCCGCUGCGGGUUCAGCGCUACGCUCCUUGUGCUCGGGCUCGUCUUCGCUGGCUUCACCUGCACUGGGUCCGAGCACGCCACAGCAACACUUCCUGCCUCCUUCUCGGACCUGCUACCUCACUUCCUGGUGGAGCCGGAGGACGAGUUUAUCGUGAAGAACAAGCCGGUGACGCUGACCUGCCGCUCCACCCCGGCCACGCAGAUCUACUUCAAGUGCAACGGCGAGUGGGUUCAUCAGGACGACCACUUGAUCGAGCGGACCGUUGACCCGGCCACAGCACUGCCAAUCAUGCAGGUGCAGAUUGACAUUACCAGACAGCAGGUGGAGAAGAUCUUCGGUCUGGAUGAGUACUGGUGUCAGUGUGUCGCCUGGAGCACCACCGGAACCCAGAAGAGCCAAAAAGCAUACAUCAGGAUCGCUUACCUGAGAAAGAACUUUGAGGAGGAGCCGCAGGGUAAAGAGGUAGCAUUGGACCAGGAGGUGCUACUGCGCUGCCAUCCCCCUGAGGGAGUGCCACAAGCCGAGGUGGAGUGGCAGAGAAACGAGGAUGUGAUCAACCCAGCGAGUGACCCCAAUUUUUUCAUCACGGCUGACUACAAUCUUGUCAUCAAAAAAGCCCGGCUGGCGGACACGGGCAACUACACGUGUGUGGCAAAAAACAUCGUCGCUCGCCGCAAAAGCACCUGUGCCACGGUCCUAGUCUAUGUCAACGGCGGCUGGUCCACGUGGACCACCUGGUCGUCCUGCAGUGCUGUGUGUGGGCGUGGCUGGCAGAAGAGGAGUCGGAGCUGCACCAACCCCACGCCACUGAAUGGAGGCACAUCCUGUGAGGGGCAGAACGUCCAGAAAAGUGCCUGUGUGGCCACCUGUCCAGUGGACGGAGGCUGGAGCGAGUGGAGCAAGUGGUCGGCGUGUGGUGCAGACUGUUCGAUGUGGAGGAGCAGGGAGUGCACCCAGCCCUCACCUGGCCCUGGGGGCAAAGACUGCCAGGGACUUGACCUCCAGUCUCUCAACUGUACCAGCGAGCAGUGCCCACAGACCGUGAGCGGGGCCGAGGACGUGGCGCUCUACGUGGGCAUGGUGGCGGUGGCUCUGUGUCUGACACUGCUGCUCAUCGUGGUGGUCCUGGUCUACCGGCGCAAGAAGGAGGACUUGGACUCUGACGUGGCAGACUCCUCCAUCCUCACCACUGGCUUCCAGCCCAUGGGCAUCAAGCCCAGUAAGCCAGGUGUGUGGGCACCGCGGCCACGCAGGCCUCCCCCCCACAGCAAGAAUUCCCAUUUGCUCACCAUCCAGCCUGAUCUAACCACCACCACCACCAGUUACCAAGGCACCCUACGCGCUCGCCACGAUGGCACUGGGAAGUUUUCAAUGACCAACGGGCCCCUGCUGGACCCGCUUCCCAAUGGCUCACACACUCUGCACAACGGCAAGCUUAACUCAGACCCUGCUGACUUUGUGAGCAGACUGUCCACUCAGAGCUACUUUAAAACUCUGCCCCGCGAUGUAGCGAACACCUCCUAUGGGACCUUCAACUUCCUGGGAGGCAGGCUGACGAUCCCCAGCACAGGAAUCAGUCUGCUCAUUCCUCCCGAGGCCAUCCCCAGAGGAAAGAUCUAUGAGAUUUAUCUCACCGUUCAGAGGAAGGAAGAUUUAAGGUUACCCCUGGCCGGCUGCCAGACCCUGCUCAGCCCCGUUGUGAGUUGUGGCCCUCCAGGGGUAGUCCUGAGCCGGCCAGUUAUCCUCAGCAUGGACCACUGCUCUGACGCAUGCCUCGAUAACUGGGCCGUCCGCCUCAAGAAGCAGAACUAUGAGGGCACUUGGGAGGACGUCCUGCUGAUGGGGGAGGAGCUAGUGUCGGAGCCCUAUUACUGCCAGCUCGAGGCCGAGACGUGCCGGCUUUUCUCCGAGCAGCUGGGCACCCUCGCCCUGGUGGGAGAAUCCCUGCACAUGGGCGCUGCCAAGCGCCUGAGGCUGGUGCUCUUCUCCGACGCGUACUGCUCCACGCUGGAGUACAACAUCAGGGUCUACUGCAUGGAUGACACACAAGACAUUUUCAAGGAGGUGAUGCAGAUGGAGCGGCAGCUCGGGGGUCGGCUGAUCGACGAGCCUCACGUCCUGCUUUUCAAAGACAGCUACCACAACCUGCGCCUGUCCAUCCAUGACAUGCCCCAGGCGCACUGGAGGAGCAAGCUGCUGGCUGGCUACCAGGAGAUCCCUUUCUACCACAUCUGGAACGGUUCCCAGCGGUACCUGCACUGCACGUUCACUCUGGAGCGGCUCAGCCUCAGCACCUGCGAGCUCACCUGCCAGCUGUGCGUGUGGCAGGUGGAGGGAGAGGGACAGAGCUUCAGCCUUGACUUUAACAUUGCCAAGGACACCCGAGCCGUGGACUCUGAGUUUCUGUUAAUGGACAGUAACGCUACAGCUCUGGCAGGACCCAGCGCCUUUCAGAUCCCGUACCUCAUCAGGCAGAAGAUCUGCAGCAGCCUGGAUGCCCCCUGUCCCAACGGAGCCGACUGGAGAAUGCUAGCACAAAGACUUAAACUAGAGAGACACAUGAGUUUCUUUGCAUCCAAAGCGAGCCCAACCUCUGUGAUCCUGGACCUGUGGGAGGCACAACAUUUCCACACCGGCAACAUCAACCAGCUGGCCACGGUCAUGGCUGACAUUGGCAAACAAGAAGCCAUGAUUUUCCUGGUCUCUGAUGGCGAGUGCUAACCCAGAAAAGGGGGAGAGACUGGGGAAGAGGAAAAGUACAGAACACAACAGUAGACACACACACACACACACACAAAAACAACACACUUAUUACAGCAGCAGGAAUCGAAGAGCAAAGCUGUCCCCAUGUCCCUCUUCUUCACUUAAGAAGAUGUAAGGGUUUAUGUAGGAUUGAAUCCCUAUAUCCCACCGAACAGAGUAGAACUCUUUCAAAGACAGAACAAAAGAGAGUUUGGCUGUGUGGGGAGAUGUAUUCAUGAACGUGGUAAAGAAAAAUACCCUUCAUUUUCCAUCAGAGUCUGAAGUUAAAUUAGUCCACACCCCGGUUUUACUUUAAAGAUAACAUUCGAUUGACUUCAUGCCUUUUAUAUAAAUAGGCCGUUUAUGGCUAAUAAGGAGCAAUAUGCAAACCUAAUGAUAUCACUGGUGGCCAAUAUUGAAAAUUCAAUGAAUAAUUUUUGAACUUGGAUUAAAUAUUAAGAAUAUAUGGAUGUGACAAAAGGUGCCAGUCAUUUCAGGUUAGAGAGAACAGGCGACAUAUGCAAUUGGCCAGUUACGUUACAUGACAUCAUCCCAGACACUGAACACGUUCUCAUCAAGGUCAUCAGGGUCUGUGAACGCACCCUCCCAAAACCCAGUAAGACUAAAUAGGUCCAUGUGUUAUUUGUGUCAUUAUCCGUUCUCUCUUAAAACACACACAGACAGCUUGUAGCACAUCCUGGACUUGCAGGUUUUAAAUAGAUUGUAUGUCAGAGGCCCAAAAAAACCUGUCUCAUCCCGAUUGUGUUUUAGUCCAGCCGGUAUCACUACUGUGAAUGUAACAUCUCGACAUCUUGAUUCAGCGAGACGCUUCACGGCUUCCCCGCUUCUAAAUCAAUAUAUGUGGGGUUUGGGUUCUUUGAGGGAGUGAGUGAGUGAGUAAUAUCUUCACUAAAGUCAUAUCUCAAAACGCCAUUUCUAUUCAAAGCCCUAAUCGUUCAUUGUGUUGUUUUUCCUGUUUCAAACUCCGCCUCUAAUGACUUCCUGCUGCAUAUAUGUGAACGCUGAAUGUCGGCAAAAUUGAUUUAUGAAAUGACAUCCGCCCCUCCCCUGAUUGCAUUAAUUCUGUAGCAGAGAUGAUGUUAAACAUACAGUGUGGCCAAAAGGCUUAUUAUCCUAUAUGAAUAGUGCAGAUUGCUUCCCCCACAGAAAAUCUGACAAAAAAAUCUCAAAAUCUUCACCAGACUACUCACAAUGAAAGGGCAGUUGUAGUUGUGAGGCUUUGUUUUUAUCAUUCAUAAAGCAAUGUUGGUGGGAAUUCUAUAUUUGCUGUGUGGCGAACGGUAUUUACACAUCAAGAACAAGCAGCCGUCUCUCAGAGAGAGUGGAGAGUCGCUUCUGCAUAAUGUCACGCCUCUGCUCACAAAAGAUGCUUUGAAAGGUUUUUCUGUUCUUUGUCAUUUCCAGCCAGGAUGGCAAAAAAUUAUCCAGCAGAUUUAUGCAACGAAUCAUAAACUGCUAUGAAGCAUUCGAUUAUUAUAUUUUGCUAAUUUGCAUUAAAGGGAAAAUUCGCCACCUUUUUAUAUGGAUGUCCAAUAAGUGUUGAUGGUAAAUGUAGUCCUCUGAAGAAUAUAAAUUCCCCAGCUGUGCUAUAUUGACCGGCUGUGCCUACAUGAAACAGGAUGAAUGGCACGCGAGCGGCGAGUUCGCUAAGUCUGAUAAAUAAACUCACAAAAUGUCAAUGAAGGAAAUACUCUUACCCCAUAACAUAAAAAUACAACCAGACACCUUCUGAAUUCUCAACAAAUCUAUAAGUCCGUUAGUUUUUCCACUGUGUCAACGAUCAAUAACUCCGGUUUUCACCUUGCUGCCGCGCUGGUGGCCCUCACUCCUCCAUUAACCUGUUAAAUUAGCAAAUACAAUGACAAACAUGACCAGCAGGGCGAUUGUUGCUCUCCUGCGGUUGUAAAUUCUGCAGCAUGAUUCCGUUUCUGUCGGCAUCGGAGGGCGAGUUGAGCAAAGGCUCCAUCAGUCGUUUGGCCUCUGCAGCGCAGAUUUCGAGGGUCCCUGUCGGCCAUAUCCCCCCCACUGCGGCUGAAUAUCUCAGUCAGCAAAAACACGGUAAAAUGCACACGGUAAAAAAAAAAAAAAAAAAACUUGUCGACAACAUCCUCUGCGGAUUUUGGGACGCCAUUUUCGCAGUUUUUUUUUGAGCAGCAUUGUGCCCCACAGCUGCCAAAGCUGAAUCAGCGCUCCGUAGUUCUUUCUUGCCUCCAACGACGUCACAGCCACGUCACUGGAUGCAGGAAGAACAACAGAGACACAGUGGAUCUCACACUGUACCGCCAACUCGGACAGAUAAGAGAGGAGUUUGAAAAUCGGCAAAUUUUCCCUUUAAUUUAGUUAUAUUUAUUUUUUAACAAUGGCUUUGUCAGGUCUGGCCACAAAAAAUAAAUACACAGGUUAUCUUUCAAAUCCACUGUUUCAGUAAUUGUACUUUGAAAAGGUGUGAGCAAUCCUAGCCAUAGUUCUCUCUGCGUCUGCCUCAGGGUUGCAUGUGAAGAAGUCUGUUACAGUUGUAAAGAGAGCCCUUCUCAUUGAAUCCCUCCUUAUUCAAACAGCUAGCACCGCCCAUCCUACCAGCUCCUGUGGCUUCAACCUUUAACACUAACUGGAGCCUCGUUUAUGAUUGUCAGAUAUUUGGAAUGUACAUUUAUUUUUCCUGUAGUGGGGAAAAAUGUUGAAAAGCCCUUUUCUUUUUUGUGUCCUUUUUUUGAAGUCUUGGAAGUUCUUUGUUCUCGUGUGGCAUUUCAGCACCAGUUGGCUCUCUCUCAUCCUAUUGAACAGGCCUCCUCUUGAACCAACACGUUUUUACAAGCCCUGUACGAUUUGAUGCAGAGAUGCCAUGAGAUAAAAUACCUUUUUUAUUCACUUUAAACAUCCCUGGGAUCAAGCCCCUUUAGGACAAAAUGGCGAUAUCACCUUAAAUCAAUCUUUUCAUCUUGAAAUGGAUCAUCGUCACGUGUAAAUACUUUUUCUAUACCAGACGUGUGCCGUCACUUUGCAUACUGUAUAUGAGCAGAAUUGGUAACCAAAGUUCUAUGAAUAUCAUUUGAGGCUACUUCAUACUCGCAUUGUAUCCAUUGAAUAUCCUUUCAGCGUCGUUUUACUUGCGGGUAGAAUAGAAUAAGUCAGAGUUGCUGUCUCUUCUAAACUGCGGACUUAAAGGUCCAAAUCAUUUCUUUAUCUCAUUUCCUCACUUUUGUCUUUGAGGCAAGUUAACGCCGUUUGUUCAAGCAGUAAUACGUGUCGGUUUAUCACUUUGUAAAGAAAUGUAAAUUAUAUUUUAAUAUGAAGCCAAAAAAAGACACUUAACUGGCGCAGCAUUUGUCAAGUCUAACCCGUGACGUGUUUGCCUAUAUACUGUUCUUUGGCGAUCUAGCAGUGACGACGUUUUGCAGUGUUAAGGGUUUAGAGACUGUUUUACAGGAAGUUUCUAUACAUAUUUUGUUCGUCCUUACUCUGCAUAUGUCUACCUGAUUAUUUCUCUACGUGUAAGCAUCAUUUAAAUAUAAGGUGGAAAUAGUCACUAAUGCUUAGUGAGUCACUACACUGGGACUGUGUGGAGGCCAGGUGGGGAAAGAGGACCUCAGUUCUCGGACACCGACGAGCCUGUGCUGACGCAGCACGUUUAGAUGAGCCAUGGCAGUUGUACAGUCAGACUGUGUGUGUGUGUGUGACAUUUUAUCAGCCCCCCCCCCUCGUCAUCGUCUUGGAUGUUGUCGGAGCACUUUUCAGUAAUGUAAUUCACCAGCCGCCAUGAUGUUCAGCAUCUGUCUUCACAUAUAACUUGUCCAACAAAUCUGCGAUUACUGUGUCUGUGAUGAAUACAGUUCCUUCAUGAUGAAGUCUGGGCCUGAUAGUUGUGUAAGACUUGUGUCAGUAACACACACACACACACGCUUCGUUCAAGGGUUUAUAGGUUAUGGGGGAAAUUGUUUCAUCUCACAAACUGUACGUUUUGUGUCACUCAUUACUAUUCAGUGUCAAGGACGUGUGUACGUGUGUGUGCGCGAGUGAGACUGGGUGUGUGCAUACCUCCCUGUCACAAGAAUAGACUUCUGUACUUGUGAAUGGUUUUUGUAUUUAGUUCCUUGGUUCAAUGUUUCUUGCCUUUCUGCAAGUCAAAAAUGCUGUAUUUAUUACAUGCCACAGCGCUUAUGCAAUUGUAUAAUCCCUUUGUUUUAUUGUUGGUUUUUUUACCUUUUGUGUUCCUUAUCGUCAAUGUAAAUUGUUGUCAAAACUUUUGUGGCAAUGGAAAACUUCCGCUAACGAAGAUUUUCUGUACUUUUUGGACAAUGAUAUGGAUUUGUGGGUAGAAUUUUGGAAAUUCGUUUCUAAGUGCUUUCAAGUAUUUACUUGGCCUUAUGUAUAUAUAUCUAUCUAUGACAUUUCAGAAAGGUAUGUAUAGUAAUUCUAUCUGAAAUUGUUGUAAAUAAAUUAUAUAUUGUUAA
This is a messenger RNA of Anarrhichthys ocellatus (wolf-eel), 7516 nucleotides long. It is a transcript of the gene unc5a, whose product is annotated as unc-5 netrin receptor A. Gene Ontology annotation, biological process: netrin-activated signaling pathway; anterior/posterior axon guidance. Gene Ontology annotation, cellular component: membrane. The record is from RefSeq and is a predicted model, not a curated record. Lineage: Eukaryota; Metazoa; Chordata; Actinopteri; Perciformes; Anarhichadidae. Gene Ontology annotation, molecular function: netrin receptor activity; protein binding. The transcript is spliced from 16 exons. The coding region runs from base 276 to 3023 and encodes 915 amino acids.